This is a messenger RNA of Penicillium griseofulvum, 1794 nucleotides long. RefSeq lists its product as uncharacterized. The coding region runs from base 1 to 1794 and encodes 597 amino acids. Lineage: Eukaryota; Fungi; Ascomycota; Eurotiomycetes; Eurotiales; Aspergillaceae. The record is from RefSeq and is a predicted model, not a curated record. The transcript has 2 exons. Gene Ontology annotation, biological process: silent mating-type cassette heterochromatin formation. Gene Ontology annotation, cellular component: SHREC complex; rDNA heterochromatin.
AUGUCUUCUAGCAGCGACGAAGAUUACCUCAAUGUUGAGUAUAUCCCUAUGGAGAAUACUCCCAGUGAUGGAGACAUGAGUACAUGGCCUGGUGAAAAUUACCUUGAACGCCCCGACUUUCGUUGGCGGCAGUUACUUGCUGAGAAUUGGCUCAAGGCUAUGGGAUCUUAUGAAGAGGUCACCACUGAGCGUCGGCCCGCUGAUGCAGAGGGUCCGGAUUACUGGCGGAUUAUGGUUAUGAAAUUGAAAGAUAAGGGGCAUCUCGAUGAAGAUAUUGAGCAAAAAUUCAAUCUCGACUGGGUGUUGACCCAUGAAUGGCUUUCAGAUUACUUCAUGAAACUGGUCCUGGAUCCCGCUUACGUCCCUCGUCGGGGCGAGCUUGUUCUGUGGAUCUGGCAGGGUCUGGAAGACGGCUGUUUGUUGCGCAACCCCGAGACUGGGUUUAUUGAAAUAUUCGGCAACGACAACGAGUGGCACGGCGUGCCCAAGUGGCGUGCCGGUGUGGUUACGCAAACCCCUGAGGAAGAAGGGCAUAUGGUGAAUAUCAUCGAAACUCCGGAUAAUCCACGCGGGCUAAGCUACUCUGGUUUCCGGGUGGAGACUCUACCGGAUCCACUGGGUAAUGACAAGUCUUACUCGGUGCAAUACGCCUAUGUUCCAUUGCGUAACAUCAAACCUUUCAACACAUGGCAAGCCUACCUCAAUGGCCAACAGCGAGAGGACGCACAUCCAUCCAUCGAGAAUGCUAUGACCGUCAUGUCUUCCUGGAGCAUGGUUCACAAGUUCCACGUUAUUGGCGACUGGCCCAACGCCCGGAUCCAGUGCAAGGGAAUCUUCGUUGGAGCCGAACUCCUUGCCCUACACGACACCGUCCGUCUUAGGCCGCAUGGAUUCCAUCCUGACCAGCUCAAAGACGGAACAGUCGGCGAAGUGACGGACGUGAUGGUCAUUGAAAAAAUCCAACUCUGUCUUUCGGAGUGUACCGACACCGACCCGGAGCAGCUAGCAGAACACUUCACGGCCCUAAUCUCCGGCAAAUUAUUCACAACCAACCCAAAUCGUAUUACCGAAGAUGGUCCAUUCAAAUGUACAGAUGCAGCAACCGAACCUAUCCCCCUGACUGCGGAAGAAGCAACGACUACCUUCCGCCAGGUCGGCUUGAGCGACUACGGUCCCUGGUACCGCAUGGCAGAUGGCAGAACUUGUAACGUAUCUCCGCACCUAAUCAUCGGUCGCUGCUACGAACCCCUCGCGGCAGAACUCAUGUUCGGCACCCACGCCUUGGGUUACGACGUAUCCGGCGUUAUGGAAGGUCGUGCAUACUCCUCGCAAGUCGAUACGCGCAUGGCUAAGGGCAAAACGUGGUUCUGGGGCGACUGCCGGGUUGAAACGCUCGGACUGACAGAGAUCAACGGCGUGGAAUGCGGUCGUACGGCGGCGCAGCGUGAAGACCCCCGCAAGUGGCAGGCGAUUAUUAAAAUGUCGCACGGCGAAUUCAGUCACGCUCUCCGACGCCAGGCUAAUAUCCCGUCUUCCGGUGGUCGACCCUUUAAGUCUUCAUCUUCCGCUCUGAAGGGUACUAGCUCGCGGCCGAAGACUGGUCUUUCGCAGGUUGCACGGAACAGUAAGAUGGUCAGUUCUGCUAUUGGCAGUGCACCAGAGACUGAGGAGGACUCUUUUGACGAUUAUACUGGAUUGACUGAUGAUCCAGUGACUGGUGGUGUCUCUGGGCUGGGGCUUCAGGGCAAACAUUCUUCUGGGGAGGAUAGUGGGGAGGACUAUCCGUUUGCGUAG